Olea europaea var. sylvestris is the source of this 687-nucleotide messenger RNA. Its product is annotated as protein FAR1-RELATED SEQUENCE 5-like. Gene Ontology annotation, biological process: regulation of DNA-templated transcription. The record is from RefSeq and is a predicted model, not a curated record. Bases 1 to 687 code for a protein of 228 amino acids. The transcript has 2 exons. NCBI's taxonomy places the organism in Eukaryota, Viridiplantae, Streptophyta, Magnoliopsida, Lamiales, Oleaceae.
AUGGAGCACAAUAUGAAUGUAGUUGAAGAGGAAACGUUGAGAGGAGAUGAAGUGAUUGUGCCGGAGGUUGGUACGAGAUUCAAGGACGAAAAUGAAGUCUUCGAUUUUUACAAAUUAUAUGCUUACAACGUAGGUUUUCCAAUGAGAAAAAUGAAUUCUUUGAAGCCACAGCCUACAAUUCAGACAGGUUGUAAAGCCAGGAUCUCUGCGUCUGCAGAUAAUCAUGGUUACUGGAGAAUUAAUACGUUUGAAGUGAAUGACACGACUGAAAUUCCAUUGCACAAAAGUUUCAAUUCAGCAGUUGUGGAAGCCGGUGGAUAUGAAAAUAUGAUAUGCAUUGAAAAGGAUUGUCGAAAUUAUAUUGAACAAGUUAGGCGAUUAAGCUUUGGAGAGGGAGAUGCGCCAGCAAUACAGUCCAAUUUUUCAGAUAUGCAGGCAAGGUUCGUAGGAUUUUACUUUUGUAUAGAUUUGGAUGACGAUUCGCGUUUAAAGAAUGUAUUUUGGGCAAAUAAUCGAUGUAGGGAAUCAUAUAAGGAGUUUGGGGAUGUCGUGACGUUUGAUACCACUUACUUGACUAAAAGAUAUGACAUGCCUUUUGCGCCUUUUGUUGGCGUCAAUCAGCAUGGACAAUCAGCACUGUUCAAUUGUAGUUUGGUCUGUAAUGAGAACACGGAUACAUUUGUGUGA